AUGGACGAGAUGGAAUUCACAGAGGCCGAGAGCAACAUGAACAAUCUUGUUUCGGAGUACCAGCAAUACCAAGACGCAACCGCAGAUGAAGAAGAUUGGUACCCAAUCAACCGGAUAAAUGUGUAUUCGAAGCCCGACACGCUUACCUUUCUUAGUGAGAAGUUAAGAGGCACUAAAGAGUUAGACAUCAUCAUCAACUCCUGUUUUGGGAAGUUAUUCACUUUCCCCGCUGCUCGAUGUCAAAUAUCGUGUAAACUGAUCCACGUGUUGAUGUCCAGACAGUUGGUCACCAAGAAGAAGUAUGAGAUGUGGACAGUUUUUGGUGGACACCCCUUAAGAUUUGGGUUAAAGGAGUUUGGGCACGUCAGUGGAAUGCCGUGUGGAGAGUUCCCAGAUGACUACGAUCCUGACGAUCAACCAACAAAUGUCAAAAGGGUUGAUCCUUUCUGGAAGGAACUUAUUGGAAAUGACAAGAAAACCACGUUGGGAGAUAUAGGCGAGAUGAUUGUUAACGAUAAAAAAAUGUCAUCAGAGAGACGUCUUAAGCUAGCCCUUUUGUUAAUUGUCGACGGUGUUCUGAUAGCAAACACACAGGUGCAUAAGCCAACCUUGAAAUACAUGAAGAUGUUGGAGGAUUUGGAUAGUUUUUUUGCGUUUCCAUGUGGACGUGAGGCAUUUCUGAAAACAAUUUCUUGUAUGAUACCAGCGAGGAGGGUUAAAGGCAAAUGCGAAGAUCCAGUUGGAGACUUUCGCCAGCUUUUGCGACAGGCGACAUUUAGAAUGCAAGGGUGUCCACUAAUCCUCCAACUUCUAGCUUUUGAUGCUGUGCCAAGACUACCUGCAAGAUUGCCUUUUGACAAUGAGCACCCUACUUUACUUGAGUGGAAGGGUGUGAAGCUCCGUACGAACGAGUCUUUGUCUUACACUGAUGUUCUUGAUGUUGAGUUUGAUAGGGAGGUUGAGAAAUAUAAGGAGGGGGAAGUGGAUGAGCAAUCCGAUGCAGUGGGCAGAGGCGGUGGGCUGGAGGAAUUGGACAGCGUUGAAUGUGAACAUGCAAAGUUAAACAUUCAGCGGGAAGAAAUGGUUGUCGUCAGUCCUAAAAAUCAGAAACUGUUAAGUUCUGAUAUUGACUUGUACGCUGGGGUAGAGCAGCGUUUAGGGGAAGUACUUGAUUGUUCAACGCCUGCGUUUGGACGGAUGCAGGACGAAGCUGCAAGAGCUGAGGUUAGCGCCCAGGAAGGAUCGCCAACUCAUAUAAUUGCCUAUGUCAUUGGGAACCUGGAUAAGGAAAUGGUGGAUGAACAGGCACAGUUAGGGAAUAAUAGUGAUUUGAAAGAGUUUAAGAUUAUUCCGGAGUCAAAAGGCGGGUUGAACAAUGAUGUAUCUGGAUUUUGCGCUGAUGGUGAAACUGCAGUUGAAAAACUAGAGGAUGAGCGUGUGGGUGAUGAAACCAACGGUGAACAAACAAAGGCGGCAGAGGUAGAAAAGUCUGAUGCAUGUUUUCAAAGAGAAGUCGAUUUAACAUUUGCUGAAUGGAAAGACCCGAAGGAUGGUGUGAAAGAGAAAGAUGCGGAGCAAACACGUACAAUAAACGAAAAAACGGAUGUGGGUAUAGUGGAAGAACCAGGUGAAAACGUACUUGUUAGUAUUGAAAAGGAGAUAGCGCAGUGUGAAGAUACCGAAGGAGCUUUGCAUGAUAUUGUGAAGUCUUCUGUGGUUAGCGAUAUAUGGAUACCGGCUAGUGGUGCAAUGGAUAAGGCGAAUUUAGAAGAUCGCGAAAGCGAAUCGGAAGAUGGGAAUGCAAAGGGGGUCGCAGCAGGGUCACCGACCAAUAGCGAGAGAUCGUUCUUAUCGCUGAGUGAUUCAUCUCCCCCACCACAAGCUCUGAAGUAUAGCCCAUCAGAGGGAGAGAUGGAGCUAAUUGGAUUGUUAAGUAAGCGGUCGUUAUAUCCUGGUGAUCUUUUACCAACAUGUGAUCCGGAGCACUAUGAAUUGUUUCUGAAAACACUGUCUGCGAACAAAAAAUGGGAACACGUGACCAAUAGCGGAUGCAUGGUGGACAAUUUGUUUUUUUUGGACUUGGCGGACCAACAGAAAUGGAUAGGAACUCAUCAUAUGGAGUUUAUGAUGGCAUUACUUGGAAAUAGGCAUGAGCGAGUUUUGGAAAUUGAGCACGGUUGUUUUGCGUCCCCGUGGUUGAUAAACCAUAUAGUUGGGAAAUCAAGGUCAUAUCUGAAAGCGAAAGAUCGGAAGAAGCAUAGGUGGGAUGUCCAAAUUAAGAAAGCUGUACAGUUGCCCGGAAAACGAUGGAUGGAGGACGUGGACACCAUCUAUGUACCCAUGUGUUGGAACAAUGAGCACUGGGUCGGUCUGGCUAUACACCUAAAACUGUGGUGCGUGGAGAUUCUUGACCCGCUACCGUCACUUAACUGCGACCGGAAGGUGACACGAUACAUGGAGCCUGUGGUUGAAUUCCUCCCACACAUAAUCCAACAUCUUUGCCCACAUGAAUCCACAUCCGCUUAUGGGUUAAGCAAAUUUAGAUGGAAUCGUGUGGGAGGUGAUUACGAGAAUGGCAGAGGUGGUGACUGUGGUCCAGUGACAUUGAAGUUUAUUGAAAUUCAUGCUAAUGGAGGUCCCGAUAGAGGAAUGCUAACGGAUGGGAAGGUGGACGCUAUAAGACGGGAGUAUGCUAUGGAUCUAUACAAGGAGCUUAUUGUUCUUUUGUAUUCAGAGAUGUAG
Messenger RNA from Eutrema salsugineum, 2742 nucleotides. RefSeq lists its product as uncharacterized. Bases 1 to 2742 code for a protein of 913 amino acids. The transcript is spliced from 15 exons. The record is from RefSeq and is a predicted model, not a curated record. Lineage: Eukaryota; Viridiplantae; Streptophyta; Magnoliopsida; Brassicales; Brassicaceae. Gene Ontology annotation, molecular function: cysteine-type peptidase activity. Gene Ontology annotation, biological process: proteolysis.